Messenger RNA from Caenorhabditis elegans, 1709 nucleotides. RefSeq names its product RRM domain-containing protein (gene grld-1). Lineage: Eukaryota; Metazoa; Nematoda; Chromadorea; Rhabditida; Rhabditidae. Gene Ontology annotation, biological process: DNA-templated transcription; regulation of DNA-templated transcription. The record is from RefSeq and is marked reviewed. The transcript is spliced from 6 exons. The coding region runs from base 9 to 1280 and encodes 423 amino acids. Gene Ontology annotation, cellular component: nucleus. Gene Ontology annotation, molecular function: RNA binding; nucleic acid binding.
AGCGAAAAAUGGCAGAAGAACGCGGUAGACCUCAAUACCGACCGAAUUGCAACGGACUUUCCAGUUAUUAUCGGGAACGCUUCGGAAGCCACUCACCAGAAGUCUACCUGAAUCUUCGAAUUUCCGGCUUCGAUGACCGUCUGGAACGGGAACAAAUCAAGCAAUAUCUGACACAAGAGCUCAAGAAAUAUGCUCCGUUUGAGAUAAAAGUGGUCAAAAACCCGGAAGAAGACGAACGCCUAGCCUACGUGAAUUUCGAGAGAAAUGAUUGUGCUCGGAAGGUCAGAUACACCUUAAUGGACCGUCUAAAAUCAGUGCUCGGCAAGCGUGUUCAAUGUGAUCCAGCUGGAAUUCUACGUGAUCAGGAGGGCAAAUACAUUCCGGAUCGAUUUAAUCGAGCUCAACACGGAGCCGACAGUAAACGAGAAGGCGGAAGUGGAAGCGGGAAUCGGGGCCGCCCGACUAAGGAACCAUCCACGUGGCGGCUAAAACAGGACGACGACGAGGCGACGAGGACGCUUUUCGUCGGAAAUAUGCCGUCGGAUGUGAAGGAACGAGAGAUUCGUCACGUUUUUGAGGAGCACGGGAAAGUGGAAGAAGUCGAUAUAAAGACGCCAAUCAAUACGGACGCCGCAUACGCUUUUGUCAUGUUUCAGACCGUCGAUCAAGCAAUCCAAGCAAAAGCCGAAGAACAAGACCGCCCGAUUCGUGCAGGCGGUUCCCGUAUGAAGAUCGGCUACGGUAAAAGCCAAGUCUCCCGCCGGCUCUUCGUCGGUGGCCUCGGCUCCUGGUGCGAUAAGGAGAUCCUUCAGAAAGCUUUCGGCGAGUUCGGCUUCGUAGAGAACAUUGACUACGAUCACGGACAACCGUACGCCUACGUUGUCUACGAGAACACUCACACAUCUCAAGAAGCAUGCCGGAGCCUCCGUGGAGCGUGUAUUUCGAAGGGAAAUCAUCCGAUUAUGGUGGAUUACGCCAAAGAUUUGACGGCGCAACCCGAAAAACAGCAAUUUAUGCGAAAACGCAGAGCCUCUAAAUCGCCCGUCGGAGCCAGCGCUGUCAGAACUCCGCCAGGAUCACCAAAGGAUGUUGUUAGGAAUUUUGCAGAGCUGGAGGAGGCCUAUGCGGCUACUUGGAGUGGAAAAAUGGCUCUGAAAAAGACUGAUUAUCCUGUGAAAUUCUAUAGAGUUUAUGGAGCAGAAAGACUGCCAGUUAAGCUGCUCCGAGAUGAGGAUGAUGUUCCGUUGAGAUUGCUAAUUACGCAAAGUGUUUCAGAUUGAGCCUUUCGUCUCAAAAUCUGCUCUUCGACAAGCUGGCAUCAUGUAGCUCCAAAGAGCUCAGUCUCGGAGUAAUUACUGGAAAAAAGGAACUCUCAGAUCUUCAACCUCUUGUUAAUUAUUUCACUAAUAAAGAAGCUGCAGGCGUUGUAACCGUACCCGGCGGCAUUCUCUACAUCUUCCCAUUCUGCGAAUUCGCCCUAAAACUGCUCGCCGAGUUCACACCACAAGUGAACGUUUUCAACGAGAAUUGCCCAUUCUUGCUCGGAGCUCUUGCCGUCCGGGCUCCUGGAACUCCAUAAGAUCUCCAUCCAAGAGCUUGUAAAUAACUCGAUUUAUACAAUUUAUUCUCACUUUUAUCACAUACAAAUUGAUAUUUAUAUUAUUGCAGUAAAAAUCUCCCCCAAUUUUUAUAAUAAAAAUCCGCUUAAU